AGAAGAAAGAAAGAGGAGGAGGAAGUGGCGCGACACUGCGAAUGGAAGAAGUAUCAUAUAGUAGGCGUGUCCUGUAGUACGCCCGCUGACAAAGCAAAGCUUACUUGAGUGCGUCAGGAAAUCGAAAUGGCGACGCCAACGGAGAGGAUGGAGGUUUCUCAUGGGGAGAGCUCAGCCAAGCCUGCAGCUGAGGAUAUGACGUCAAAAGACUAUUACUUUGACUCAUACGCCCACUUUGGCAUCCAUGAGGAGAUGCUGAAAGAUGAGGUUCGCACUCUGACGUACCGCAAUUCCAUGUUCCACAACAAGCAUCUGUUUAAGGACAAGGUGGUGCUGGAUGUGGGCAGUGGAACAGGGAUCCUCUGCAUGUUUGCUGCAAAAGCAGGAGCCAAGAAGGUUAUAGGGAUAGAGUGCAGCAGCAUCUCAGACUAUGCUGUGAAAAUUGUCAAGGCCAACAAGUUGGAUGAUGUUGUGACCAUUAUCAAGGGAAAGGUGGAAGAAGUGGAGCUCCCAGUGGAGGGAGUAGACAUCAUCAUAUCUGAGUGGAUGGGCUACUGCCUCUUCUAUGAAUCCAUGCUGAACACAGUCAUUUAUGCCAGAGACAAGUGGCUGAAGCCAGAUGGACUCAUUUUCCCAGACAGGGCAACUCUUUAUAUCACUGCUAUUGAAGACCGGCAGUACAAGGACUACAAAAUUCACUGGUGGGAGAAUGUGUAUGGUUUUGAUAUGUCGUGCAUCAAGGAAGUCGCAAUUAAAGAACCCCUGGUUGAUGUUGUGGACCCCAAGCAGCUGGUCAGUAGUGCCUGUCUCAUCAAGGAGGUGGACAUCUACACAGUCAAGUUGGAGGACUUGACCUUCACUUCACCGUUCUGCCUGCAGGUGAAGAGGAAUGACUACAUCCACGCCCUGGUCACUUACUUCAACAUCGAGUUCACUCGCUGUCACAAGAGGACCGGCUUCUCCACCAGCCCAGAGUCUCCCUACACCCACUGGAAGCAGACUGUCUUCUACCUGGAUGAUUACCUGACCGUCAAGACUGGCGAGGAGAUCUUUGGCACCAUCAGCAUGAAGCCAAACGUGAAAAACAAUAGAGACCUGGACUUCACCAUAGACAUUGACUUCAAGGGUCAGCUGUGUGAGAUGUCGAAGACUUCAGAGUACAGGAUGCGUUAGAAGAUUCUCGUUCCCCGUUUUUAGUAGAGGACAGGUUUCACUCUUUAACAAAGAGUCUGUACAAUAGUCUGAUGAUCCUGCAACAACAUUUUAAGAUUGUCUUGUCUCUGUCUGUUUUUUUUCCUUCUUUUUUUCCCCCCCUUGCUCAGAUGUUAACGAUAUUUUAAAGGUUUUCACAUCCUUGGGGUUAAAGCGCAUUGGUGUGGUGAUUCAUUGUGCCAUAGUCACCCAGCAAAAUGUGUGUGUUUGACAUGUGCCUUGUGUUUGUGUCUUAGAUCUUCUUAGGUUUAGCUUCUUGGUUCUUGUCUAUUGCAUGACUGAGAUCCAUACAGACAGAACACAACGGCCUUGCUGACAUGUCUGCAAAGAAUUACAGUUCACUCCCUCGGCCAUCUGUACGGUCAUUACAUGAUUCAGCUAGUUGCUGGUCUCCCCUUAAGUUUUGUUCCAUUGGAGUUGUAUGUAUUUGGUCUUUAAAUUUCUGUAUACGCCAGAAACUCUUGCCGCCUCUACUUAACAGAACCCGUUAAUAGAAACUAUACGUAAGUGACGAGAAAAGCCGGCCACCAGAUGUGCCCUGUUCGGCCCAAGAAUAGUGGUGUUGGCUGGUUCUAGGAAGAACACAAAGUACACACCAGGAAGUGGCUUGUAGGCUUACCACCUCAGUUAUACAGUAGAAUUAGUUAAUCAAUACACAGCACAUAUUCGUUGGUCUUAGACUGUGGGAAUGUGUGAUUACAUGUUUUAGAUGGUGUCCGUGCAUAGCCAUAGACUGCUAUUUACACAUUACAGGGUUGUUAAAGGUAGGGAUAAUAAAUACAUAAAAUAUAAACUAAAAAGCAGUGUUCAAAGUAAAGAGAAAAAUGCUCAAAAACAAUAAGAUAGGUUAGAGACCCGAUAAUCAAAAAAACAAGAAAAAAGGUUAGAGACCUGAUAAUUGAAAGGUCACCUAGGGUAUUCAGAAAAUGUAUUUUUGAUCCAAAUUGAUUAGCUUUAUGAAUUUAUUUGUCUCAAAUGUCACAAUAAGUUGCACAGUAUGUACUACAUACUAAUCACUGUGUGCAGUUUUAGCAUGUAGUAUACUAAAUAUUAACAUACUAGUCUAUUUUAUAUUAACAGGAAUUGACUGUGAUAUUGAAUAGAGACAUCAAAAUCAGCUCCUCCAUUUCCUGUGUGGGAGAACAGUGUGCUUCACAGCAUGCAUUUAGUUAAGUUUUGAACAUACUACUGAAAAUGUAUUUAAAACUAGUAUGUGCUAUGGGACACUGCUGUACCCAUGUACAUACAGGCAGCACAUCUUUGAGAUAAAUAAGCUGAUCCUUACUGCAACAAGAACGAACUGUUAAUUACCAGGCCUGUUUUGUGUUAAGGCUGAGUAACGGCAUCUAAUAGUAGAUCCUGAGGCAUGACUUAGCAGGCUUCAUAACCAGUCAUGUCUUCAAGCCCUGUGUGUUGAUCUUGAUACCAUGUGUCUGAAGCUGCUUGAGUCAAUCUGAAGAUGUGUGAACAUGUUGGAACUCUGCAGAGGCAGCCCUGACUCACCACACGUUGAAUUUUCUCUUUUGUAUUUUUUGUCUCUUUGUUUGCUUUUUUUUUAAAACUAAAACUAAUAAAUUGUUACUUUUUUGUCUCUCCAAA
This is a messenger RNA of Scatophagus argus, 2811 nucleotides long. It is a transcript of the gene prmt1, whose product is annotated as protein arginine methyltransferase 1. The record is from RefSeq and is a predicted model, not a curated record. Gene Ontology annotation, molecular function: protein-arginine N-methyltransferase activity. Gene Ontology annotation, cellular component: nucleus. The transcript is spliced from 10 exons. Bases 127 to 1173 code for a protein of 348 amino acids. NCBI's taxonomy places the organism in Eukaryota, Metazoa, Chordata, Actinopteri, Scatophagidae.